AGCGAAAGUCCCGUGCCACGACGGAUGCUUCUUCAUGUCAUUUAGUGUUGUUUUCUUGUUGUCUUUUUCUGUGCGACCCUUCAGGAAAAACAGCGUCUGGCUCCGCCCCCGAAAAACGGUACGGUAGGUCUAAGCUCUACCAUGACAAACCAUGGGCUCUUGAUUGGGUAGGUGGCCUUCAUAUGCCGGGUUGCGGAGCCGUUGUCUUUUUUAGCGAUGACAAUGACCUGAGUUGGUACCGCUGCGGAGGGGUGGAGAAAUUGGAAGCGGGGAGGUUUACCUACGACGGCAGGAAGUUCAGGAUCUUCUUCCUUACGUCUUUCUAUGACAGAGAGGGGAAAAAUUGGGUCAAGGAAGAUAAGAAGGUGUCUCUUGACCAUCGGCUCUUCCAAGGAUACGGGGUCAAGGCUUUGUCGAUGAAAACGUUUGACGCGCGCGGAAACGGAACGGAGUUCCAAAUGCUGGAUCCGGAAAAGUUUCUUUCCAAAACCAAUGGCUACCGCGUGACUGGUUCCCUGCCUGUCGUCGACAGCGCUUUUAUGCUCAGCAGACCUUUGGUCCAAUUCAAUAGCCCGGCGGACCAACUCGCAGCUUUCGUUAUGCGAUACACGGAAGAGUUCGCGAGGCUGCCUGCUGCCCAGCAAGUUGACCGUGUUUUCGCUCUGCCCGCUCCGGUUCCGCCCUCGGAUCGGCAAGGUCGCGAUGCGGCCGAGCAGUCCAGCGAGGCCACAGACUACGACGACGGAGCUGUGCGCUAUCGGGCUGGUCCCCAGCAUCGUUCACGGGGAGGUGCAGGUACCUUCGAUGACGAGGAAUGCGAGGGCCAAGAUGGAAAGGGCGGUGGUUGGGAUGGGGAGGGCGGUGGUGAGGAGGGGGAGGGCGAUGGUGAGGAGGAGGAGGGUGGUGGUGAGGCAGACGACGGUAACGAAGGAGAUGCUGAAGGUGAGGACGAUGGCAUGGACGAGGAGAGAGACGAUGUUGGUGAGGAAGUCGAAGACAAUCGCUCCUCCCAAUUUCACCGUCGCCACCACAACAAAUCGCAGGGGCGCCGUGAGGACGACGCCUGCCGCGUCGGUGACGCGGUCGAUGCUGGUGGCCAGCCUGCAGCCUCCCGCGGAAUGUCGCAAUCCUAUGACCAGACGAAGGAUGGGAGAGACGAACCUGACUCACGGGGAAAGCGAAAGAGGGGAGAGGCGUCGACCUCUCCUGCGAGUCGAACAAAACAGGCGCGGGCCGACGCCGUCAAUGAAGCUCGCGGAGCGUUGACGGCAUCACAGGAAGCACGGGCUCCUCAGAAAACUGGUGGGGGGGGGCGAAGUGGCAGCUGUGGGGGCGGUCGCGGCGGCGGUAGGAAAGGCUCGCAAAGGUCCAGGGCACCUGAGCUGCGGGUCCCUCGGCGACUUGGAGGAGUGGAGGAGGCGAGGCAAGGUGCGGGCUUGGGGCCUACAAAAGUGAUGUACAAGAAGGCUCCGUUUCACUUCAAGGUCUUUAUAUACACCACGAUCGAUAAGCUUGAUAUGCUUCGAGCGGAGGUGAAACGGAUCGCCUCCAGUGCACGCCAUCUUGUGUGGGACAAACUCAGCAGGCAGACCACAUUGCUUCCUGUAUGCAUGCGGUCAAAGGAGGUUAUGGUGGCGCCCGUCGACAUCGUCGCAGCCACACAAAAAAUGGCAUGCAAGGCCGCCAUCGUGGAUAUCUCGGCCGCGAAUUUCAGCAGUGCAUGGACCUCGCAAGACUUCAAUGCACUGUACGCAAUGAUGGCGAAGUGUUGUGGUCCAAAUUGGGUUGAGCGCGCCGCUGCGCUCGAGAGCAUGGACGUGGACUCCCGAGAAGAUGCCGCCCCUGUGCCCGAGGCGGCCACAGGGAACACGAUGGGUGAACAAAGGGAAGAUGGCGGGACGACGUUCGGCGUGAAGCUUUCGUUGCCAGAGGCGGGGAACACGCCCGCAGGCAAAAACACCAUCGGAGCCAUCUCUGUCGCAACGGGGGAUACAUCACAAGGUGAAAAAGUGUCACUCGACAAGCCGGCAGAUGGGGGGGCCACAUACGGGAGUCUUCUCGCGACAAGUGUGGCGCUGGCAGGCACAUCGGAGAUGGUGUCAGAGUCCACUACUGGGAUGGGCGUCACGGGGAUGUUGUUGCAUCCGCCCACAUGCACUAGCAAAGGUGACGCACACUGUACAACAACACCACAGGGAGGGGUCACAGGGGAGGACGAGAAUGGGGGAAAUGCAGGGGGGUCUCCACGUUCUCGCAAUAUUGAGGACAUGACGACGGACGAUGAGGAUGGGGUAGAAGGCGGAAAGGGCGUGAGCGAUCCCACGCGUGCAGAAAAUGAGGGGUGAGACAGGGAAUGAACUUGAGGGGAAUCC
This is a messenger RNA of Chara braunii, 2372 nucleotides long. The record is from the annotation of a GenBank genome assembly. NCBI's taxonomy places the organism in Eukaryota, Viridiplantae, Streptophyta, Charophyceae, Charales, Characeae.